CUGUAGUUCGCUUCGCUCGCAACGCUUUCUGUCUUUCUGACUCUGAGUGUCGUUCAUGGUUAUUAUCAUCAUCACAGUUAAAAUAAGAAUAUUAGGCCAUUUUAUCAUGCGCGUAUGAAAUAAAAUUGUUUAUUUCAGUGAUUAGUGAUAUUUCAAUAGUGAUAAUAAAAGUACCAUGAAUUUAGUUCUUCGAUUAUCAUAGAAAUCAAGUGCCAACUGUUUUGUGCUUCAGAACUUCAAUACUUUAUAGAUUCAAUGAAUAAUAACAUGAGUUCCCAACAAAGCCCUGCAAACAUGCAAGCCGUCGUGGAUAGGGAAAAAAUAUACACGUGGAUAUUAGAACUAUGCAAUCCCGAAACGCGAGAGAACGCUCUUUUAGAGCUUAGCAAAAAGCGUGAGGUUGUACCUGACUUAGCGCCUAUGUUAUGGCAUAGUUUUGGAACUAUCGCCGCUUUGUUACAAGAAAUAACCAAUAUUUAUGUGGCGAUGAUACCCCCGACGCUAACUGCCCACCAAAGCAACCGCGUGUGCAACGCUUUAGCAUUGAUGCAAUGCGUAGCAUCUCAUCCUGAAACAAGGUCUGCAUUUCUUCAAGCACAUGUACCUUUAUUUCUUUAUCCAUUUCUGCAUACAGUGUCUAAAACUAGACCAUUUGAAUAUUUGCGAUUGACAAGUUUGGGAGUGAUUGGAGCAUUGGUCAAAACUGAUGAGCAAGAAGUGAUCACUUUUCUCUUGACUACUGAAAUUAUACCUUUAUGCCUCCGUAUAAUGGAAAAUGGAUCUGAACUAUCAAAAACUGUUGCUACAUUUAUUUUGCAGAAGAUACUACUUGAUGACAGUGGUUUAUGUUACAUUUGUCAAACAUACGAUAGGUUUUCACAUGUAGCCAUGAUCUUGGGUAAAAUGGUACUUUCUCUCGCCAAAGAUCCAUCAGCACGGCUUUUAAAACAUGUAGUCAGAUGUUAUUUACGCUUAUCUGACAACCCUAGAGCAAGAGAAGCCCUGAGACAGUGCCUUCCGGAUCAACUCCGUGAUGCAACAUUUACUGCAUGCCUACAAGAGGAUAAUUCAACAAAGCAUUGGUUGGCACAACUGAUCAAGAACCUGGAAGCCCAGCCUCCACCUGCAAGUCCAGCCCAACAGAACAUGUGAGCUCCGGUUAUAUGGGGCUACUACUACUGCACCGGGUUGUAGUGUAGUCAAUAUAAUUAAAACUGUUUGAUACAGGACUCUUAAAAUACUAUUGGUAUAAACACUGCAGUUCCCGGAAGUUCAUAGUAUAAUUGCAAAUAUUUUUAUACAUACAUAUGUUACAACUUAUAUCUAUAGUUUUGCUAACACCAUAUAGAGCACAAAAUAUUGAGGCAUGUAGCCUAUACUGUAUCAUAUAUAUUGUUUGCAUGCUGACCAUUAUAAUAUUGUAUAAAGUGUUUUAACUGUUAAGAACAUUAAAAUAACACAUUUCCAUGUAUCUCUGCUCCAUAACAUUCAGGUUUAUAGCUAUAAUUAUCUUAAAUUUAGAAUAGGUUUAUAUUAAUAGGUAAAUAUUGUGAAUUGUUCUAAUAAGUCCUUUAAUUCAGAUUGUUAUUAGCCUAAUAGUUAAAUUAGAAAUGUCACAAGAGUAUAACCCAAAGUGCUCAUUGAUCUAUGUUACUGGUUGCUAGUUACUUUUGUCAGUCUUCUAUUAGACAUUAAGAAUCUUUGUUGAUUCAACAUGUUUAAUUGUCCAGCAAAUAUACAAUAAAAUAUUUGAAUAGUUUUUAUCACAAACUUGUUGUAAAUUGUUCAAUAUAUGUUGAUGCUGGGCUAUUAUUAUGAAUAUCUCUUCCAAAAUAUAGGAAAAUAAUCUAGCGAAAUAAUUAUUUUUAUAUCCAUUAAAAUCUGAACUCUGUGGUGUUAAGGUAUAGCAGAAUUAAUUAUGUAUAGCAUAGUUUAUGGCAUGCUCCAAUCUGGUGUUUAUAAUGCAAUUCUUAUCAGUGUUCGACAUUGGGUAGAUGACUUGGUCAAAGAUACAUAAUAUAAAUAGCCUAUAUGCCUCCCACUGCUGGGCAAAGGCAUCUCAUCAUUAUAAUAUGCUAAUCUUGAAAUAGAAGCCAGUUUAAGAAGAUCAAAAAGCAAUAAUUUUUUUUAACUUAUACUUAUUAUGAAUCAAUAAUUUAAUCAAUAAUUUGAAGAAUAAUUGAAUGAAUAAUAAAAUUAUAAUUACAUAACAAUGAGCAUUACUAUUUGAACAUAUUUAUUGAUGAUGUCACAACUAAGUAUUCCAUACAAAUUCCAUAUCAUUAAAAUUUUCGUUUUAUAAAAAGUAUUUCAUUUGACUGGGUUGUCUGUCAUCUAGCCUAUUAUAGUAUUGCUUAAUAAUUAUAAAAUAUUUAUGCUAGUUUUCAGGUAAUGUUACAUCUCAGGAUUGUUUUAUGUAUUGUUAGGGUUUCAUCUUGAUUUGGCUUCAAUGUCUCAAUAAUUGAAUUUGAUUUGAUACUAACGUAGCUUAAGUCUUAACUACUAACUAACACAUUUAUAACCAUACAUGAAAGUCUGAAUUAAAUAUGUCUUUUUUUUAUGUUAUAAUCAGUUUUUAUGUAAAUUUUUCAUCCUAACUAAAUUAUCUGACCGAUUCUGGCGUUUAAAACUUUAUUUUAGUCUGACAGCUUAUAAAAUAAUGCUAUCCUUCACUUACGACAAGAGCAAACCCGAAAUAGAGAUCUAGUUUUAUUAACUGUCAAACUGAAUUAAAAGUAAUUUGGUGUGCCAAGAAUCGGCACAGUUCUUUGCUAUAAUUUGAUUAAGCUAAAUUAUUUAUAAACUUACUUUUUUAAGUAACUAAGUACUUACCUAUCUAGAGAAAGAUGUUAAAGAAACCAAUGAAAGUUGUGAUUUUGUUUAGUUAUCAAGAUAAUAAUUAUCCAGUUGUCAUUUCAUGAAGCUCAUCUGUCAACUGCCAUUGGAAAGUAUCCCAAGUAAUAAUGAUCCUAAAACCUGGAAAACCUAUCCAUGAGGUCACUUCAUACAGACCAGUCAGCCUUCUGCCAACAAUGUCAAAGUUAUUGGAGAAGUCUCUACUACACAGGAUGCUAAGUCAUGAAAGAAAAAUAUCAACCCGGAUCACCAAUUCGGCUUUCGGCAGGAACAUGCCACCAUAGAACAGGUCUACAGAGUAUGUAGGACAAUUAGAACAACCUUUGAGAAAAAAGAAUCCUGCUCAUCUUCUUGCCUCGACAUACAACAAGCCUUUAAUCGUGUCUGGCACAAAGGCUUGAUGUUUACAAUAAAAUCAUUACUACCACAUACAUUCUAUGGAGUCUUGAAAUCUUAUAUAAUUAAUAGAUAUUUCAAGUAAUAGAGGAGAACAAUACAUCGGGCUUUCACGGAAUAUAUACUGGGGUACCACAGGGUUCUGUUCUUGGACCUGUCCUGUACACAUUGUAUACUAGUGAUCUACCACAGACCCCAAUCAUGACAAUGGGACAUUCGCUGAUGACACAGCCAUACUCGCUUCAAACAAAUGUCCAACCCAGGUCUCUCGAAUCCUACAAAACAGCCUUAACAAAUUAGAAGAUUGGAUGGCUAAGUGGAGAAUCGCAGCCAGUGUGUCUACAUCGGUACAUGUAACAUUUACUCUUUGUAGGGGGAUUAUAGGGAGGAUUGCGCACCUGUUAUUUUAAACGGCAAAAUUCGGUAAAGUACCUACGCAUGCACCUAGACCGCAGACUUACAUGGAGAAAAGUAAACACGUCCAAACAAAACGAGACGAAAUUAACCCAAAGGGUCUAUAUUAUCUAUAUUACAAGGGUCUAUAUUGGCUGCUGGGUCGAAACUUUAAAGUAACUACAGACAAGUUACUAGUUUACACAGCGAUUCUAAAACCGAUUUGGACAUAGAACACCAUGGUUCAUCAAAUCAACAGAAGUGCACGAAAUUAAAUGUACCGAUGGUCAAAGAAGAAAUAAGCAAUCGUGGAACCCAGUACAAAAAAAGAUUACAAAUGCAUCAAAAUCAGAUUGCGGGGCAACGUACUAAGUAUUCCAGAAAUCACACGCCGUCUAAAUAAGUAACGAGACAUUUUCGAUAAGUACAGUCAGGCCGAAUGACUACUUCAAAGAAAAGACUGACUUCGCUGGGAGUAGCGUCCUCCAUGCCAUAUAAACCCAACUCAUCUGCUUAUAGUCAAAUGAGACAGACAAAAAAAGUUGUUGUGAUAAUUUGAACCCUGAUUUACAUGCUUCAUAUAUUUUAAAGAACCAUGGUAGUCUAGCAAUUAUUACAUGGUUUGGUCUCAAUAAACUGUUAUUAUUAUGUAAAAUAAAACUAGAUUAGAUGAUAACAGCAUUUCAUAUCCUGACAUGGUUGACUGGUUACGAAAUAAACAAUUUAAUAAUUUUGCAAA
This is a messenger RNA of Pectinophora gossypiella (pink bollworm), 4384 nucleotides long. It is a transcript of the gene Rcd-1, whose product is annotated as CCR4-NOT transcription complex subunit 9. The transcript has a single exon. The record is from RefSeq and is a predicted model, not a curated record. The coding region runs from base 256 to 1152 and encodes 298 amino acids. Gene Ontology annotation, cellular component: CCR4-NOT core complex; CCR4-NOT complex; P-body. Gene Ontology annotation, biological process: negative regulation of translation; mRNA catabolic process. Lineage: Eukaryota; Metazoa; Arthropoda; Insecta; Lepidoptera; Gelechiidae.